Messenger RNA from Dendronephthya gigantea, 1525 nucleotides. RefSeq names its product ribosome biogenesis regulatory protein homolog. The transcript has 13 exons. Bases 3 to 1022 code for a protein of 339 amino acids. NCBI's taxonomy places the organism in Eukaryota, Metazoa, Cnidaria, Anthozoa, Malacalcyonacea, Nephtheidae. Gene Ontology annotation, molecular function: protein binding. The record is from RefSeq and is a predicted model, not a curated record. Gene Ontology annotation, biological process: ribosomal large subunit biogenesis; ribosomal large subunit export from nucleus; ribosome biogenesis. Gene Ontology annotation, cellular component: nucleolus; nucleus; preribosome, large subunit precursor.
AUAUGGCGGACAAAGUGGUGGAAAGUGAACCUUCAAACGCCAUGGAUAUAGAUGAAAUAAUUUCAGCAUCAAAGUCGAAAAAUGACGGCAAAUACAAAACUAUAGAAGUGAAUAAACUAGUUGAACCGCAAACAGACAUUGGCAAUCUUUUAGUUACAGACAUAAAUUUGAUCGAAACCAAGAACUUUAAACGAAACAAGGAUGAAAUCCUCAAGACACUUGCAAGAGACAAUACACAGUUUCUUUUUAAUGCAAUCUGGAAGUUGCCCAUUGAAAAAUCUGAGAAUGUUAUGGUUGUCAAGCUCCCAGAAGCAAGCACUGUGCUUCCACGUGAGAAACCGAUUCCCAAACCAAAACCUCUUACAAAAUGGCAAGAAUUUGCAAAACGAAAGGGAAUAAGGAAACAGAAAAGAGGAAGAAUGUUAUGGGAUGAAACCAGCCAGACCUGGAAACCACGUUGGGGUUUCAAACGAGCAAAGGAUGACACAAAAGAGUGGCUGAUUGAGGUGCCUGGAAAUGCAGAUCCAUAUGAAGACCAGUUUUUGAAACGCGAACAAGCCAAAAAAGAACGAGUGUCGAAGAAUGAAUAUCAACGUCUGCGAAACAUUGGUAGAUCUCAAAAGAUGACAGAAGGAACUAAACUGGCUCCCACACAGAAGCCCACUCGAAAUCAGGUCAAGGCAACGAUUAAUGCUGCCAGGAUUUCAACAGCAUCAAUGGGAAAAUUUACUCCAAAACUGCGCAAUGAAACUCUCCCAAAGAAGUCCGGAACUAAAAGAAAGUAUGAACCUAUCGUCGGAGAUUUGAAAGCAGAGAAACAGCGAAAUUUGGAUCUGUUGGGUAAAAUUGGCAACAAACAAACCUUAGAUGUUAAGAAGGCGACUAACCAACAUAUCAAUCAAGAGCAGACAAAAGCUUCAGACGAGAAGAAAAAAGGUGGAAAAAGACAGAAAACAAAGAGCGCGGGGAAAGGUAAAGGCGGUAAUGUAAAACAAGCCAAAAAACCAAGAGGGAAAAGGUAAAAUUCUGUUGGGAGAAUGUAGCAGAAAAAAACAGGAUAUUUCCGCAUCAAUGGAUCGAUCCAUCGUUUUCCAAGGAUGGAUUCAUCAUUUUAUUUUUGUUUACAUGAGAAUUGUGUGAAAUGCGAAUGCAAAGUUCAGUCAUUUUUCUGGCUUCAUAUGCUCCAUAGAAAGUGUAAUUUCUAGAAAAUUAAAAGGGUUUUUGAAGGCGAUUUACGGAUGGGGGAAACUUGCGUGUUGUGUGUUUUGCAUGUACCUCAUUGAGAUUUUUGUUUUUAAAAAUAUUAUUAAAUAUUUCAUUAGUACGGUAGGAACUAGAUGCAGGUGAUUAUUGUUGCAAAGAUUUAUAGAUAUAACAUUCAAAAUCAAAAAAUUGCCACAACUUAGUGUCAAGUCUUCACAUCGCGUUUUCAAUAUUUGUAAUACGGAGUAAAAUAAACGAAUGUUUAUACUGUUUUGUUUUGAAAUUGAAAAGAUCGCAAGAUGGCAAAACAAUUCAUUUAACU